CGUGUCGCGGCGAGGCGGCGAUGGCGGCUGCCUGGGACGAGAUUCGGCGCCUGGCGGCCGAUUUCCAGCGGGCGCAGUUUGCCGAGGUGGCCCACAGGUUGUCGGAACGUAACUGCAUAGAAAUUGUCACUAAGCUGAUUGCAGAAAAGCAGCUGGAGGUUGUGCACACUCUUGAUGGCAAAGAGUAUGUCACUCCAGCCCAGAUCAGCAAGGAGAUCCGAGAUGAGCUGCACGUUUGUGGUGGUCGAAUAAACAUUGUUGACUUACAACAGGUCAUAAAUGUGGACCUUCUGCACAUUGAGAACAAAGCUAAUGACAUCGUUAAAUCUGAAAAAACUGUUCAGCUUGUUCUGGGGCAGCUGAUAAAUGAGAGUUACCUGGAUCAAUUAGCAGAAGAAAUAAAUGAUAAGCUACAGGAAACUGGGCAGGUGACAGUGUCGGAUCUGUGCAAGGCAUACGACCUGCCGGGAGACUUCCUCAUACAGGCAUUAUCCAGACGUUUGGGGAGAAUUAUCCAUGGACAACUGGACCAGGAGAACCGUGGGGUGAUUUUCACAGAGGCCUUCGUGUCCCGGCACCGUGCGCGUAUCCGCGGGCUCUUCACGGCCAUUACUCGGCCCACACCUGUAAGUAACUUGAUCACUCGUUACGGAUUUCAAGAACAUUUACUUUACUCUGUGCUGGAAGAGCUCGUUAACGCCGGUCGUCUCAAAGGCACUGUGAUUGGUGGGAGACAGGAUAAGGCUGUGUUUGUUCCAGACAUCUAUGCCAGGACACAGAGCAACUGGGUGGAUUCCUUUUUCAAGCAGAAUGGCUACUUAGAGUUCGAUGCGUUGUACAGACUCGGCAUCCCAGACCCAGCAGCCUACAUUAAAAAAAGAUACAAAUCCACACAACUCCUAUUUCUGAGAGCAGCUUGUGUUGGCCAAGAAAUUGUGGAUCAAGUUGAAGCCUCUGUAGAGGAAGCCAUCAGCUCCGGAAGCUGGAUAGAUGUAGCAACUCUUCUGCCCAGCUCAUUGUCAGUAGAAGAUGUUGGGAUUUUGCUUCAGCAAGUGAUGAGAUCUUUAAUCAAGAAUUCUUCAAGUUUAGUCUUCAGUGACACCAUCGUGGUCAGUGAGAGAUUUGUGAGCAGCUGUGCUGAGCUCUUCUCUGACAGGAUGCAGCAGAAAGCUGAGAAGGAAAUGAAAAACAGCCCUGUUAAUUUAAUCACUGAAGAAGAUUUAAAACAGGCUUCUGGUUUAGAGAAUUCAUGUGCUGGUAAAAAAGACAAAAAGGAUGAAAGACGAAAGAAAGCAACAGAGGGCAGUGGCAGUGUGAGAGCAGGAGGAGGUGGCAAUGCCAGAGAGAUCAAGAUAAAGAAAACCAAGAAGAAGGGCAGAAAGGAUGCUGACAGCGAUGAAGAGUCACAAGCAACGAGCACAGGUAGGAAUAAGCAACCAGAGUUCCCUUUCCUGUCGCAAGAGGAAAUUGAGGAUGUUCUGAGGUCCCAUAAGCAGGAUUGCCCUGAAGAGCUAAUUACAAACCUUGCUGAACAUCUCAUAAGACCUUUAACAAAAACUUACCAGGAGGUUGUGCGUUCUGUCUUGACAUCCUCAACAUCCUCCUCUGGGGCUAACAGGAGGCAGACACUGAAGGACUUGCAGGAAGAGUUCUCAAACCUGUACAGCACCAUCCGGCUGUUUGAAAAGGGAGCAAAGCAUUUCACAGAUGAGACUCAGACUAACCUUGCCAAACACCUGCUGAAGACUGUCUGUACAGACAUUACAAAUCUGAUUUUCAACUUCCUAGCCUCUGAUUCAAUGAUGACAACAGAAAAUUACUCUACAAUCACGAGUGAGGUCCGGUCCAGGAUUUUAGGUAAAUUGCCAGAAGACACCAAGGGUCCUUUAUCUAAACUGCACACAUCUCUGAAUGGCAAGAGUGUAGAAGAUUUUCUGUCAUGCCUUGAUUCUGCAGUGGAUAUUUGUGAUCUGAUGGUGAAAAAAGGAGACAAAAAGAAGGAAAGGCAAGUCCUGUUUCAGCACAGACAGGCUCUGACGGAACAGCUAAAGGUCACAGAAGAUCCAGCUCUUGUUCUGCACCUGACAUCAGUGCUCUUAUUUCAGUUUUCAACCCACUGCAUGCUUCAUGCACCAGGAAGAUCAGUUCCACAGAUCAUAAAUUUCCUAAGUGGCAAGAUCCCAGAGGAUCAGCAUUCUCUGUUAGUCAAAUACCAGGGAUUAGUAGUGAAACAAUUGAUCAGCCAGACUAAGAAAGCUGAACAUGGAGAUGAUGACACAGCAAAUAACCUGAAAGAGCAGGAGGAAGAUGCUGUUCGGAAAGAGCUCCAGGAAAUCACCACCUCUAUCAAAGAUCUUGUCCUCAGACCUAGGAAGUCUUCUGUGACAGAAGAAUAGAAGUGUUAUUCAGUGCAUCCACACCUGUGCUACAGCCAGAUGUUAUUCUUGUAACCCUGGAGGGAAGGACAGCAGAAGAUGCUUGACAGACUUCAGUAUUUGGCUUUUAACAAUUGCAGAUCACCUCCAGAGAGCACAGCUGUGCUGGAGGCAGAAGCAGUUUUGUUGUAUACUGCUGCAGUGUGGAGCACCAUUAAAGGUGGAUGUGACACAGCACAGUUGUAGGCACUUGGGAUAUUACAUUAUUGGGGUUUAGUUGUCUUCCUCAUGUGAGGCCUUGAGUAAUGGUUCUUGUUCAGGGAACUCUGUUCUGUUCCACACACAAACAAGCUUACAGCUUGUUUUCUCUGUUUGGGGGUUGCAGUGGUCUGAGGAUUGCAUAGGUGUAAGCCUGUGCAGUUUCAUUUCAGAUGCUGCUUUUGAAAUGUAGGAUACCUGAUAGCGUGCCAGGGAAAGGCCAUCCUUGCUUUUGGUCAUCAUGAGCGAAUGUUUUCAGCUUCUGCUCUCCAGGCCAGAGCAGUGACAGCACUGGGUGCUGGUGCAAGUUGCUCAGCGUGAGGUGACCUGGUGCUGCUGUGGGCUGCUGAGAGUGCUGAUGGACUUCAGCACACUCUGCUCUGCACCUGUCCACAUCCGUGGCUACUGCUCACUGAAAACUUGCCAUGCAGGCAGGUGACACCCCUUGGGGAGUGGAUGGGUCCUGCUGCCCCUGCCGUGUGUCACUUGUCCAUGUGCUCACCCAGGACACUCACUGCCUGCUGAGCUGAGCUCCCACAGCAGUUGGAAGUACUUGUGUUCUGCCCGCUCCCUGAGAGAGCCCCUGCUGGUGUUUACCCUCAGUGUCUUGCAAAGAAUUUAGUUGGUGAUCUUUCUAGAUACACUUCACAGACCAAAGUACUGGCUACAGUGGUUCCCUCUAGUUUUUUACCAGCCUUAUUUUCACAAGAGCUAUACUUCAUGUCUUCAGGGAAGUGGAAGAAUGUGUAAAACAGAGUUU
Molecule: messenger RNA, 3393 nt
Organism: Dryobates pubescens (Downy woodpecker)
Lineage: Eukaryota; Metazoa; Chordata; Aves; Piciformes; Picidae
Gene: UFL1
Product: UFM1 specific ligase 1
Exons: 19
Coding region: 21-2396 (791 amino acids)
Biological process (GO): regulation of proteasomal ubiquitin-dependent protein catabolic process; response to endoplasmic reticulum stress; protein K69-linked ufmylation
Cellular component (GO): endoplasmic reticulum membrane
Molecular function (GO): UFM1 ligase activity
Source: RefSeq, a predicted model, not a curated record